AUGUCCUUUAUUCCACAAAAAUAUCUGUUUUGUCUAAGGAGUGGAUGUGUUGCAUGCUCUGAAAUAAUCUAUCUAUUUACUUUCUUCCUUAGGCCAGAUGUGGUGAGGGCUAGGAAAAGAGUUUGUUGGGAGCCCUGGGUUAUCGGCCUCGUCAUCUUCAUAUCCUUGAUCGUCCUGGCAGUGUGCAUUGGACUCACUGUUCAUUAUGUGAGAUACAAUCAAAGGAAGACCUACAAUUACUAUAGCACAUUGUCAUUUACAACUGACAAACUAUAUGCUGAGUUCGGCAGAGAGGCUUCUAACAAUUUUACAGAAAUGAGCCAGAGACUUGAAUCAAUGGUGAAAAAUGCAUUUUAUGAAUCUCCAUUCAGGGAAGAAUUUGUCAAGUCUCAGGUUAUCAAGUUCAGUCAACAGAAACAUGGAGUGUUGGCUCAUAUGCUGUUGAUUUGUAGAUUUCACUCUACUGAGGAUCCUGAAACUAUAAAUAAAAUUGUUCAACGUGUUUUACAUGAAAAGCUGCAAGAUGCUGUAGGACCCCCUAAAGUAGAUCCUCAGUCAGUUAAUAUUAAAAAAAUCAACAAGACAGAAAUAGACAACUAUCUGAACCAUUGCUGUGGAACACGAAGAAGUAAAUCUCUAGGUCAGAGUCUCAGGAUCGUUGGUGGAACAGAAGUAGAAGAGGGUGAAUGGCCCUGGCAAGCUAGCCUGCAGUGGGAUGGGAGCCAUCGCUGUGGAGCAACCUUAAUUAAUGCCACAUGGCUUGUGAGUGCUGCUCACUGUUUUACAACAUAUAAGAACCCUGCCAGAUGGACUGCUUCCUUUGGAGUAACAAUAACACCUUCGAAAAUGAAACGUGGUCUCCGGAGAAUAAUUGUCCAUGAAAAAUACAAAUACCCAUCACAUGACUAUGAUAUUUCACUUGCAGAGCUUUCUAGCCCUGUUCCCUACACAAAUGCAGUACAUAGAGUUUGUCUCCCUGAUGCAUCCUAUGAGUUUCACCCAGGUGAUGUGAUGUUUGUGACAGGAUUUGGAGCACUGAAAAAUGAUGGUAGCAGUCAAAAUCAUCUUCGACAAGCACAGGUGACUCUCAUAGACACUACAACUUGCAAUGAACCUCAAGCUUACAAUGGCGCCAUAACUCCUAGAAUGUUAUGUGCUGGCUCCUUAAAAGGAAAAAGAGAUGCAUGCCAGGGUGACUCUGGAGGACCACUGGUUAGUUCAGAUGCUAGAGAUAUCUGGUACCUUGCUGGAAUAGUGAGCUGGGGAGAUGAAUGUGCGAAACCCAAUAAGCCUGGUGUUUAUACUAGAGUUACGGCCUUACGGGACUGGAUUACUUCCAAAACUGGUAUCUAAGAGAGAAAAGCCUAAUGGAACAGAUCACAUUUUUUUGGGGGGUGUGUAUAGGCCAUUUUUAGAGAUACAGAAUUGGAGAAGAAGACUUGCAAAACAGCUAGAUUUGACUGAUCUCACUAAACUGUUUGCUUGAUGCAUAUAUUUUCUUCCCAGCUCUGUUCCACACAUAAGCAUCCUGCUUCUGCCAGAUCAGCUCUGUCAUCUGUGAGCAAUAGUUCAAACUUUAUGUACAUAGAGAAGUAGAUAAUACAAUAUUACAUUACAGCCUGCAUUCAUUUGUUCUCUAGAAGUUUUGUCGUCAGAAUUUUGACUUGUCGACACAAAUUUGUAACGCAUAUAUACAAUUUGAAGAACUCCUUUUCUUCAGUUCCUGAGCUCCUCUCAUUUCAGCAAAUAUCCAUUUUCAAGGUGCAGAACAAGGAGUGAAAGAAAAUAUAAGAAGAAAAACAUCCCCUACAUUUUAUUGGCACAGAAAAGUAUUCGGUGUUUUUCUUUUUCUUAGUGGAAUAUGGGAAAUGAUCAUAUUCAUUAUGAAAGAUCAAGCAAAGACAGCUGAAUACCAAUCACUUCAUCAUUUAGGAAGUAUGGGAACUAAGUUAAGGAAAUCCAGAAAGAAGCCAAGAUAUAUCUUUCUUUUCAUUUCCAGACAACUUACUAUGAUAAAUGUGAAGAAGAUUCUGUUUUCUUGUGACCUAUAAUAAUUAUACAAACAUCAUGCAAUGUACUUGUUCUAAGUGAAUUAAAGCAAAUAUUUAUUUAACAUUGUGUUACUGAGGAUGUCAAUAUAUAACAAUAAAAUAUAAAUCACCCAGUUGCUUGACAUUAUGGUAUGAUAAUCCACAAAGAAGGGGAAGAUGGGAAAAAUGUUACUAGUCAAUUUAUUAUAAAUUAUUUUAAAACUUGAGCCUAGGAUGAAAAUUAAUUUAAUAACAAUCAGCAUGCCUAUGUAGUAAAAUAAUUGUGCUGUGGAAUGGGAGGGAAUGAAGAGUUCAAACAAUUGGCAGAAAAGGUUUUAUUCAUCUAAGACUUUCCCAAAUAGCAAAUCCUUGAAGGGAAUGAGAUCCAGGUGUUAGUGUAUAGUCUAGUGAUGCAACUAAACUGGGGUUCAGACCUCUAUUUUGAGACGAUUGCAGAUAUUUUUCUCCCCUUGCUGUUGUGUUUACAGUUCAUGCAUAGCUAAUCGUCCUGUUAGACUCAUUUGGGCUGAGAUGGAAAGAUAUAGAGAAAAUAUCCUGGAAAGUGCCUCACUGCUGCAUCUAGUGUGAUACUGAAUUGCUAACUGCCUGGAUAACAAAACUGAAGAGUAAAAGCGUAAUA
This is a messenger RNA of Macaca mulatta (Rhesus monkey), 2670 nucleotides long. RefSeq names its product transmembrane serine protease 11E (gene TMPRSS11E). Gene Ontology annotation, cellular component: plasma membrane; extracellular region. Gene Ontology annotation, molecular function: serine-type endopeptidase activity. Gene Ontology annotation, biological process: proteolysis. Lineage: Eukaryota; Metazoa; Chordata; Mammalia; Primates; Cercopithecidae. The record is from RefSeq and is a predicted model, not a curated record.